UACCUGCUCGAGGUGAGGGGUCAAUGAAACACCAAAGCAAGAAAGCUCGUGGGAAAGAAAAAGCUAGGGGAAAAAAAGCCUUAAAGAAAGCUGAUUACAUAAAGCAACACCUUUUUCUCUCUCUAUUAUUUCUAUUAUCUUUAUCUCUAUCUCUCUCUUUCUUCCUUCACUUGUGCCACUAUCAUUCCUCAUCUUCUUUUCCAUACAAGUAAAGCUGAAACCCACUAUUGCAACCUCACCACUUGUACUAGUCGUCGUCACAAUUAAUCCUCCUAUAGUUACAUAUAGUCCUCAAACCACACGCACAAAAAUUCCAUCCAUGUUAGACAACAGUGCUUCUUCUGGUGCACCAUCUUCUUCUGAUGCCGCCUUUGCAUUAUCUGAAAAUGGGGUGGCGAACAAAAGGAAAAGAAGACCCGCAGGCACACCCGAUCCAGAUGCUGAGGUUGUAUCUCUCUCACCCACCACCUUGCUGGAAUCUGACAGAUAUGUGUGCGAGAUCUGCAACCAAGGGUUCCAGAGGGACCAGAAUCUUCAAAUGCACAGGAGAAGACACAAGGUGCCAUGGAAAUUGCUCAAGAGGGAAACACAAGGGCAGAAGAAGAGAGUAUUUGUCUGUCCAGAGCCAAGCUGUUUGCACCAUGACCCUUGCCAUGCCCUUGGGGAUCUUGUGGGCAUCAAGAAGCACUUCAGAAGGAAGCAUAGCAAUCACAAGCAGUGGGUCUGUGACAAGUGCUCCAAAGGAUAUGCUGUUCAAUCUGAUUACAAGGCACACAUCAAAACCUGUGGCACUAGGGGUCAUUCCUGUGACUGUGGCCGUGUUUUUUCCAGGGUGGAGAGUUUCAUAGAACACCAAGAUGCAUGCACUGUCCGGCAGCACCGGCCAGAGUUGCAAGUACUGCAACCUGCAUGCUCUUCUAGAACAGCUUCAAGCGCAAGUCCCUCUAGUGAGGCAAAUUUUAGCAUCGCCCCACCAUUGCAAGGACUUCCACUGCCAAAACCAGUUUCUGCUGAUCAACUAGCAACAGUCUUAUUAACUUCAGAGAUACACAAUAACAAGUCCACCACCUCUCGGAACUUAGAACUUCAGCUCUUACCCUCCUCAAUAAAUUCUCAAGAAAAACGAAAUCCGAAGGAGAACUAUGGUUUGAAACUUUCAAUAGGGUCAUGUAGUAAUGACAAAGGGAAUGAAGAGAGAGUGUGCUCAGAAGCACAUAGGAGCCCACCUGAAAGGAAUAAUAAUGUGAGCGAGUAUUCCACAUUGGAAGUGGCGAGGUUGAAAGAGUUUGCAGCUGAGGAACUCAAGUUGGCCAUAGCAGAAAAAGCUUAUGCAGAAGAGGCUAGGAAAGAGGCCAAACGUCAGAUUGAGAUAGCUGAACUUGAGUUUGAGAAUGCCAAAAGGAUAAGGAAACAAGCACAAUCUGAACUGGCAAAGGCUGAAGAGUUGAGAAAGCACGCCAUGAAGAAGAUAAGCUCCACUGUUUUGGAAAUAACAUGCCAAAGUUGCAAGCAACAGUUCCAGUCUUCAACUCUUGGGGUUCCAUCAGAAGAGACCUCCAUUGUGAUGAGUUACAUGUCUUCAGCCACCACAGAAGGAGAAGCAGAAUGAAUGACAUAUACUUGCAAAAGAAAGAAAAGACAACCUUUAUUCAGCCAAAGGGGAAGACAUGAUAUGAUAUAAAGAUAUUCGGAGGAGUUCACAGCAAGUUAUAUUCUUCUUUUCUUCUUCUCUCUUGGUUCUUUUAUGUUUUCUUUUCUCUUGACAAGGUGAAAUUUGUUUUAUCUUAAAGAAAGUUCAUAUUCUUUAUUAUAAUAUUGUUGUUGAGAUGCAGCGUUUAGGAAUUUGAGAGUCUGACUAUUCAAGGUUUGUUUAAAGGUGAGCUGCAACCUGUUUUUCUCCAUUUAACAAAUUGUUGUAUGAAAA
Vigna angularis (adzuki bean) is the source of this 1924-nucleotide messenger RNA. Its product is annotated as zinc finger protein SHOOT GRAVITROPISM 5. Gene Ontology annotation, molecular function: DNA-binding transcription factor activity. Gene Ontology annotation, cellular component: nucleus. Lineage: Eukaryota; Viridiplantae; Streptophyta; Magnoliopsida; Fabales; Fabaceae. The record is from RefSeq and is a predicted model, not a curated record. The coding region runs from base 320 to 1609 and encodes 429 amino acids. The transcript has 3 exons.